This is a messenger RNA of Chlorella variabilis, 1503 nucleotides long. RefSeq lists its product as hypothetical. Gene Ontology annotation, molecular function: protein-arginine omega-N symmetric methyltransferase activity. NCBI's taxonomy places the organism in Eukaryota, Viridiplantae, Chlorophyta, Trebouxiophyceae, Chlorellales, Chlorellaceae. The transcript is spliced from 8 exons. The annotation marks the transcript as partial. The record is from RefSeq and is a predicted model, not a curated record. Gene Ontology annotation, cellular component: mitochondrion.
UUGGUUCGGGAGUUCAUCCAAGACAGCCUGUACCACCCCACAGAGGGCUACUUCAGCAAACAAACCGCCACAGGCGCCGCGGUGGUGGGCAGCCUAGCGGCGCCUCUCGACUUUCGCCGCCUGGCGGGACAGAUGCAGUACCUUCAGGCUGUACAGGAGCAGUACAGGCAGCUGCAGGCCUCCUGGCUCACCCCGGUGGAAAUCUUCCAACCGCACUACGGCCGGGCGGUGGCCGCCUGCAUCCUGCACCGCUGGCGCCAGCUGGCGGCAGCCGCCCCGCCACCCCUUCUGAUUUACGAGAUAGGCGGCGGCACCGGCACCCUGGCCCGCAACAUCCUGGACUGGCUGCGGGAGGCCCACCCUGAGGCCUACCACACUGCUCAGUAUCGCUGCAUAGAGAUCAGCCCAGUCCUGGCAGAGCUGCAGCGGCAGAAAGUGGCGGCGGAGGGCGGCCACGCCACGCGCUUUGCGGUGCGGCGGCACGAUGCGGCAGAUGCGGCGGCGUGGGCGGCGGCGGACGCCGACGAGCGGCGGCAGCAGCAGGAGGGCGGGCAGCAUCAACAAGAGGAGGACAAACACCACCACCGCCACCACCAUCACCACUGCUUCAUCAUUGCCUGCGAGGUGCUGGACAACCUGCCGCACGACAGGGUGCGGCGCGACAUGAGCAGCGCCCAGUGGCAGCAGACUCUGGUGGCGCAGGCGGACCUGCGGGAGGCGCUGCCCGCCUGGCGCCGCCACCACCCGGCCACAGGCGGCGACUGCUUCGAGCUGCUGCAGGCGGCCGCCGACCCCCUGAUCCUGCGCUGCCUGGCGGCCAUGGAGGAGCGCAGCGGCGGCGGCAGCGAGGGCGCCGGAGCGACAGGGAGGGGAGGGUCCGGGCUGGCGCUGGCAGCAGCCCGCGCAUGGCGCAGGCUGGUGGGGGAGGGGACCGGCGAGAUGCGCUGGCUGCCCACCGGCUGCCUGCAGCUCCUGGACACGCUGCAUCAGGCUCGGCCCAGCCACACCCUCAUCGCCGCCGACUUCGACUGCCUGCCCGAGGUGUCGGUGGCUGGGGCGAAUGCGCCGCUGGUGGCGACCACGGUGGGCGGCACCACGGUGGACCACGGCUCCUACCUGGUACCUCGUGGCACCGCCGAUAUCUUCUUCCCCACCGACUUCCCGCUGCUGUGCAUGCUGUAUCGCCAGGCAGCUGCGGUGCACCGGCACACCCGAACCGAAGCCGCCGGCGCCGGCGCUCCAGGCGGGGCGGCGGCACACAUGUGUACCGCAGACUUCAUGGCGCUGUACUGCCCCGACCCGGGUGCCACCGCCACCCGUGACGGCUACAACCCGCUGCUCCAGGACUAUUCCAACACCGCUUUCUUCCUGGGCAGCAGCUGCAGCGUUGAUGGUGGCCUCGUCGGCAGCAGCAGCAGCAGCGGGACAAGCAGCAGCAGCGGCGAGAGCAGCGGCGGCAGCAGCAGCGGGACAAACGGCAGCAGCAGUGCCGGCGGCGCAUAG